AGGAGGCCACGCCUCGGCGUCACGUGCCCGCCGUCUCAGCUGACCCCGAGCGACAGGAAGGAGAAAGUCCCGGGCCGGGCUUUCUGGCGCGAUGAGGUUCCGGUUCUGUGGAGAUCUGGACUGUCCCGACUGGGUCCUGGCGGAGAUCAGCACACUUGCCAAGAUUUCCUCUGUGAAGCUGAGGCUGCUGUGCAGCCAGGUGCUGAAGGAGCUUCUGGGACAGGGGAUUGAUUACGAGAAGAUCCUGAAGCUCACAGCUGACGCCAGGUUUGAGUCAGGCGACGUGAAGGCCACGGUGGCAGUGCUGAGCUUCAUCCUGUCCAGUGCGGCCAAGCACAGCGUGGACGGCGAGUCCUUGUCCAGUGAACUACAGCAGCUGGGGCUGCCUAAAGGCCCCACCUUCACUCUGCCCCAGAGCACGCGGCCAGCCUGUGUCGCUGUUACGAAGAGAAGCAAAGCCCUCUGCAGGAGCAUCUGCGAGCCGGCAGCCUGCGCGGUGAGGGUGGCGCGCGCCUGCGCGGUGAGGGUGGCAUGCGCCAGGGGGAAUCUGGGCUCCGUUCUUCAAGGGCAUGUAGAUGGGAGGCACUUGUCCUCACUUGUCCUCAGAAGUUACCCAUGAUCACACAUCACAGAGCCGGGCCUGCGGACUCCAGCUAGGCUUCUCUCCUCUGGGGUCCGCUGUGGAUCAUUUGAGCUCCCAGUUAAUGAGCACCUGCCCUGGGUCAGAGGUGAAAGGGAGAAGAGCUUCCAAAGGUCGCACAGCCUGGAAGGCUUGUGGGCUGUCUGGCCUGCCUCCUUGGUCCUGAGAGCCCCACCCCAUGUCGCAGUGAACAGGCUGGCCAGCGUGGGCUGGCGGGUAGACUACACCCUGAGCUCCAGCCUGCUGCGCUCCGUGGAAGAGCCCUUAGUACACCUGCGGCUGGAGGUGGCAGCUGCCCCGGGUGCCCCAGCCCAGCCGGUUGCCAUGUCC
Molecule: messenger RNA, 970 nt
Organism: Rhinolophus ferrumequinum (greater horseshoe bat)
Lineage: Eukaryota; Metazoa; Chordata; Mammalia; Chiroptera; Rhinolophidae
Gene: COMMD4
Product: COMM domain containing 4
Exons: 6
Coding region: 92-619 (175 amino acids)
Source: RefSeq, a predicted model, not a curated record